Mytilus californianus (California mussel) is the source of this 3119-nucleotide messenger RNA. RefSeq names its product protein max-like. Gene Ontology annotation, cellular component: RNA polymerase II transcription regulator complex. NCBI's taxonomy places the organism in Eukaryota, Metazoa, Mollusca, Bivalvia, Mytilida, Mytilidae. The coding region runs from base 97 to 570 and encodes 157 amino acids. Gene Ontology annotation, biological process: positive regulation of transcription by RNA polymerase II. The transcript has 5 exons. Gene Ontology annotation, molecular function: protein dimerization activity; DNA-binding transcription factor activity. The record is from RefSeq and is a predicted model, not a curated record.
GUGGGUAUCCCUCGUGGCGUUGUUUGGUUCGCCAUUUUAGGUCGUAACCUGGUUGUUCGAACGGGUUUCGUCGUUGAAUGGGUGCUGGAUACCAUCAUGAGCGAUGAAGACAGGGAUGUUGAUAUAGAAAGCGAUGAGGACGAUGACGAACUAUCCUCAAAUGCCAAUACACAGUUUAUGACACAGGCUGAAAAGCGUGCUCAUCACAAUGCAUUAGAGAGAAAGAGGCGAGAUCAUAUAAAAGACAGCUUUUCAAGUCUACGAGAUUCAAUACCAUCUCUGCAAGGGGAAAAGGUAUCAUCAGUCAAAGUGUCAAGAGCACAAAUUUUAAAAAAGGCAGCAGAUUACAUUCAGUUCAUCAGACGCAAAAAUCAAGGUCAUCAAUCGGACAUUGAUGAUUUAAAAAAACAGAAUUCUACAUUAGAACAACAAAUCAGAGCCUUAGAGAAAGCCAGAAACACAGGACAAUUUGCUCAGAGUAGUAGUGUUGGCUUUGAUGGCUCUGAAUCAGAAAGUUCAGUUGAAGGGGACUUGGCUGGUGUUAGAAGAAAAAAGUUAAAGACAGCCUAAUUAUUAACCUUUUGUGUAUGGAUUUGUACUCGUAUUGUCGAGGGAGAAAAUGAUUUACACCUUUAUAAUGUAAAAUUAUAAAAAUGUUCAUGUAUGGUCUAUAUUAUAUGAAGAUCAAAUUGUAUGCAAAAGGGCUCAUUUAUAUUUGCCAAAUCUCUUUCUAUUUUCUAAUCUGUGUCAAGGUGUGGAUUCUUCUGAUUCACAUAAGUCAUCCACAUUGAAGAUAAAAUCGAAAAUUCAUAGAAUUACACAUCAAAAUACAUUGAUGUUUAACAAGAACUACAGCAUUUGUAAAUUUUUCAUAUCACCAACAUUCCGCACACAAUUCAGACAGUUGCUAGUCAUGUAUAGAUGAGCCCUGGCUUAACAGAUUUUUACUAUUAAUGCCGCACUUGAAUUUGCCCUGGACAAAAGCCCUUUUAUAGUGCCAUUGAAUCAAAGAAAUGAUUGAGAAAACAUAUGUACUUUGUCAAAAUACAAACAUGGUUUAAUUCUAAUCAAUGGUUUAUUAAAGUCUUACUGCUUACAAGAAACUUUUAAAACUAAAUAGACAGCAAUCAUGUAUAAAACAAGUAAAAUAUAUGUAUGUACCAUUCUUAACAGAAUUAUGUAAAUACACAUUUACAUCAAUCUAUAAUCAUAUGAAUACAUAUGUUAAAGAGCAGUUAAAGAUAUGAAAUAUUGAUUCUCUGUGUUAAAAUGUUUGUAAACUAUGGUAUUCUUUUUAAAAAUAGUUUAAACCAAAAGGCACCAACUUAUUAUUCUUUGUGGGACAUGUUUAUCUUUAAAUAAAUUGUUUGAUUUUGAAUAUCUUCAGGGAAAAAAACAUAAUUUGCCUCAGAAGGGAAGUGAAAAAAAAUAGUUUGUUUUCAUUUGAAUAUAGUUAAAUAAGAAUAACAACAUUGUGUUACCAGAAAAAAUGUCUAGUUCCUGUAUAUUAAGAAAUGUUAUUUACUUCAUAAAAGUAAAAAAAAAAUCCCUUCCUCUAAAAUAUAAAAGGUCAGUGUAAUUAAGGACAAAAGUAUUUUUUAUUUUACUCACUAAAAGGUCAUAAUUUAUGACAAACAUUGUUUGUUUCAUUUUUUUGAAUUUGAUCUACAUUUUGUACUAAUAGGUUUUGACUGAUGUGUUUUGCGAACAAAUCUUUUUUGAUGUAUGUUUAAGUACAGUUCCUCUCCCAUACAUUUGUCCCCUCCUGUAAAGAUUAAAUGCAGUGUAAUCCAGUUUCAGUCGGGGGGAAUAAUCAGGAUUAUAGUAUAUGACUAUAUCCUCAAAUAUCAAGAAAAGAAAUUAAUAAAAAAAAUUCUAUCCUCUCAAAUUUGUCGAAAAUACCUGCAAAUUUUCUAUAGCCAUAGAUAUUUAGUUGUUGCUAUAUGUAUUGGUAUUUUAAUUUAAAAAUGUAUUUUAGAUAUGUACACAGGUAUAAAUCUGAAUUUUUAUAUUAAUAAAAUAUGUUUGUUCUGAUGUCAUCAUAUAAUUUUUCUACAUGAUAUUAAGGUAUAAAGUGUAAAUACAUUGUUUGCAUACAACUGUAAAGUGUUGAACUUUGUCCUAAAAGCUUCUUUCUCAAUUUAUUAAACAAUUAAUUCAAACAAAAAAAAAAAGCAUUACAAAAAAGACAGAAACAAUUUUAAUGACUUUAAUUCAACUUAUCCAUUAUUCAAGGCAAAAAUUACAAUUGUAUUUUAAUAAGUUUGAUAAUGAAGAUAUAUGUAAUUUUGAAGGGUCUACUGAUGCUGAUUUACAUGGGGGGCACACCACACCCCAAGCUUGUAUUUAUAGAAAAAGAAUGGCACUUUAAAUCAAGUUCAUUACCUAUAAUCAGAAGAAAAGGCACAAGUAGCUUUUAUUUAAGUUUUAAAAUAAAAUGUCAGAGAAGUCUGGUGAAAAUUGGUGCAGAUAUUUUCUUGUAUAAAUAUGCUUUUAAUAUAAACCACAGUGCAUCUACAAAAUUUACUUAAUUUUAAUCUUGUUACCCAGUUUUUAUUGAUACUUAUUAAAAUAAUUUUGUUUAAAGUUUGGGAAUGUAUUAAAGUGUAACAGUUCAUUUGGGUUUAGUAAGACUUUAGAUUAGGAAUGGAGAGAUGCUUUGUCCAACAUGCCAAGGCUGCAAGCUCUCAAUUUGCUUGCCUUUGUAUUGUGUAAAAGUAUAGACCUUCAAGAGCAAUUUUAUUGUAGGUUUUAGUAUUUUAUAAUAAUAUGACAUGAAAUACCUGAGCUUAGUCAUCUGUUUUAUAUUUUACCUCAAAAGUAUCUCGUUUUCUGUCUCAUUUGGGGGGAGGAAGGAAUUCAUCACAAGGCAGAAACAGUUGAUUGACAAAUCCUUUACACUUGCACAUUUACAUUAAAUAAUAGAUCUCUUUAAAGUGUUUGUAAAACAGGGCAAGGCAACUAUAAAUAAAAAUAUAUUGAGAUUUUAUGUAUGUAAUUAAGGAGGAAAAUUGUUGAGUUUUUAGUCUUUUUUUAUAUGAUUGUAUGAUAUACAUUAUAAUUUGUACAGAUAUGUAGUAUAAUGAAAUGUUUUUGUUGUAAUAAAUGAUGAAAUACUA